GAGUGCCAGCUCGCCUUCGCGCAUGGCGACGUCCGCAUCAAUAGUGCGCGGGCGCGCGUUCAUCCUCGGUAUUGGCACGUUGCGUGUGUGAGCACCCCCCUGGGGACCGCGGACAGACUCGAGAGGCUGCGGGACAUCACGGUGGAGCAGCAGCAGGUCGUCGCCCCGUUCCUGAACAUGCCUACCCCCGCCGCCCCCGCCGCUGUUCCGCCCGCUCCCGCAGACAGGGGAUCGGCAUUGGUUCCUGAGGCGGCGGCAGCGGCUGCGGACACCGCGGAUGAUGCCGAGGAACACGCGAACCUGGCAGGCCUGCAGCAGCUGCGGAACCUCGAGUGGUGGAGCGGGUCCUCAGCGGAGGCCUUGGGUUGCCUGUACAACUCCACCGAGGCCCUCCUCCUGAACCAGGCGGCCACCCUGCAAGACGUGCCCAGCUCCCUGAAGCUAGCCGUCGGGGAAACGCGUGAGGCGUCUGCCCAGGCCGUGCUCGACGCCACCACCGAGAAGGGGAAGCUGGGUGCCUGGAGAUGCGUCCUCGCCUUCGAUCGGAUGAUCUUCGGGGAGCUGUUUGAGGAGGGCGAGGUGCAGUCGCGCAGCGUGGCUGAGACCCGCACGCAGUACGACCUGGGGGGAGUGCCUGACCCUGUGGCUGACGCACGGCUCCGAGAGGACGUCCAGGCCUACCUGACGAACAAGUGGACCAAGACACCCCGUGGCGCAGGCGCGGGGGUGCAAGGUGACCGCUUCGAGCACUGGCAGCCGCUCGCGCACCUCGAAACACGAGGUUCGGCCACCGCGGCAUCGCUCUCGCUGCUCCUGGGCGGCGCCGUCCCGGCGGGGGCCCUAGACGUGGCUCUGGCAGGCAAGCUGCUGGGGACGGCCAAAAAGGACGGCGGGACAAGAGUGUUGGCAUGCGGGGCCAUCGCGCGGCGCAUGGUGGCCAGGGCCGUGUGCACUGUCCGCUCAGACAGCAUCCAGAGGGCUGUCUCCGAGCUCCAGUACGGGGUUGGGGUCCUGUGCGGGCUCGAGACGCUGCACAAGGCGGUGCUGCGCGGGGUGCGGGAGCGCUGCCUGGAGCUGGAGGGCCUGGUGGUGCAGUGGUACGGUCGUGCGACAGUGCACUCAGCUGCGGGGGCCAGCGGGGUGUACCACCUGGUGGAACAGCAGGAGGUCCUCGACCAAGGGUGCCCCCUCAGACCGGCGCUCUUUAGCAUCGGCUUCGGUUUCGCUCCGGAGCUCUGCGCCCUGCGGGACUUCCUGCGCACCCUGGGCCCUCGCUGCAAGGUGUGGGCCUACCUGGACGACGCCCACCUGACAGUACCGAAGGCCCACCUGCACCAGGCACUGAAAGCCGCAAGCGCUCUCUUCGCCGACUUAGGCCUCGAGUUGAACACCAGCAAGACGAAGAUCUGGUGCCCAGACGGCCAGGUCGCUGCGCUGCCUGACGGGACAGGGGCGUGGGUCGUGGACGCACU
Messenger RNA from Prorocentrum cordatum, 1472 nucleotides. Lineage: Eukaryota; Dinophyceae; Prorocentrales; Prorocentraceae. The record is from the annotation of a GenBank genome assembly.